Callithrix jacchus (white-tufted-ear marmoset) is the source of this 752-nucleotide messenger RNA. The record is from RefSeq and is a predicted model, not a curated record. Lineage: Eukaryota; Metazoa; Chordata; Mammalia; Primates; Cebidae.
UCUGACUUACCACUUUUCAUGAAUUCUAUGCUUCACAGUGUUUCACCGUUUCAUGUUUCUGAUGAUGAGUAACUAAUUAUUUUCUUUCUUGCUGGUACAUAAUAAAGUGGGGGCACAUCAAAGUUGUUGCCAUCUUAGACUUAAUUCAUCAGUAUCAGGUGAUCCUGAGGCUCAGCGAUGUCACUGUGGGAACUGCUCUGUGGGGACAAAGACGUUCCGCCUCCCCUGCUCCUGCUCACAGUAACCCUGAGCUGGUACAGCUCCCAUCCUGCCCUGACCCUGCAAUGGGCAAAAGGCUCCUCUGCUGGGUGGCCCUGUGUGUCCUGGGGGCAGAUCACGCAGGUGCUGGAGUCUCCCAAGACCCCAGACACAAGGUUACAAAGAUGGGACAGAAUGUAACUUUCAGGUGUGAUCCAAUUUCUGGACACACUCGCCUUUAUUGGUACCGACAGACCCUGGGGCAGAGCCUAGAGUUUCUGACUUACUUCCAGAAUGAAGCUCAAUCAGACAAAUCAGGGCUGCCCAGUGAUCGGUUCUUUGCAGAGAGGACUGGGGGAUCCUUCUCCACUCUGACGAUCAAGCGCACAGUGCAGGGGGACUCAGCCAUGUAUCUCUGUGCCAGCAGCUCAACCACAGCAUGGCACAUUCGCCUCCUUCCUGCUCACAAACCCUUAGGCACUUACUUCUCCUUCCAGUUCUCAGAAGCCCUGAACAAAGCAGCUGCCCUGCUCUUCUCCCAGCAAGAAGAAUGA